This is a messenger RNA of Ctenopharyngodon idella (grass carp), 4205 nucleotides long. Its product is annotated as protein naked cuticle homolog 2-like. Bases 543 to 1652 code for a protein of 369 amino acids. Gene Ontology annotation, biological process: negative regulation of Wnt signaling pathway. Gene Ontology annotation, molecular function: calcium ion binding. NCBI's taxonomy places the organism in Eukaryota, Metazoa, Chordata, Actinopteri, Cypriniformes, Xenocyprididae. Gene Ontology annotation, cellular component: cytoplasm. The transcript is spliced from 10 exons. The record is from RefSeq and is a predicted model, not a curated record.
UAUUUGAUUGAUGAAAUGCGUUGCAUCUGUUAUUAUUGUACAAACAAAUGCUGUAAAGUUAACUUUUCCCCCUCUAAUACUGAAAUCGUGUUGAUAUUAUAUUGGAUGUAGGUAUCUUAAUACUAAAAUAUAUAUUUGGUUUGAGAUUUUGUUAUGUUCAAUCUGAAAAACAAGCGGCAGUUGCGACAUCAAAGCUAAUCUCCAAGUAAAGGUUAUUCCUUCCUUUCUGAGACACGAAAACCGAAAAGGUAGUUAGGAAUACAGCAGAAGGCUUGGUUAAGAAUUCUCAUGCACAUUUUACUAGGCUGUCCGAUGAAGAAAUUGGGCUAAAACUGAAGGAUGCGCACAUUGUGAAAGGGAGGGUGAGAGUUGCGCUUCUUCCACGAGGAACGAGCGAGUGGCAAAUCCUCACAGAAGAGUUUCUCAGACUUCAUUUCAAUAAUAUGGACAGAUUUAAAUGGGAACAUGCACUUCAUUUAUGCCUCAGAUGUCACAGUUGUUCCUGAAAUUACUCAUUUGAUUAUUCCAUAAGAGGAAUCAACAUGGGAAAACUGCAGUCGAAACAUGCAUGUAAACGGAGAGAAAACCCAGAGGGAGAUGCUUUCAAGGAGCUUGACUGUAUCGGUGAAGACGACAGAAACAAGCUGGUAAAGGAUCUGUGUGGUAGAGAUCCAAAAGUAGAUCAUUACUGUGCGCUGCAAGUAACACUGCCACCAGAGAGAGUAAUGGAGAAUCCCAAAUCUUUGCUUUCUUCUCCUGAAAAUGGAAGGCAGCGUCCACUCAAAGAUGCACUGAGGAGAAAUGGGAAGAGUGAUGAUAAGGAGUGUAACGUGUCUGUCAUGGAUGAAAAUCGUCGAGAGUGGAUGAUUACGUUGUACAAUUUGGACAACAACGGGAAAAUAAACAGAGAGAAUAUGUUGAGCUUGAUGCAGACGAUCUAUGAGGCGGUCGAGGCAUCAGUCAAACAGCUGGUGCUCAGCAAUGGCACAAGCCUGCGUGUGAAGCUGAGCGUCACUCCAUUAUCCAGCAGAAAAGAUCGGGAUGCUGGGAUGCAGUCUGUGAAUGAGCGGGAUCAGAUGGAGGACUCAGUGCGAGGACUGAACUCGGAUCAAAUGGGUGUUCUGGAGAAGAAGCACUACUCCCUAGAUGAAAACACAGAACGUAGGAACCACUAUCUGGAUCUGGCUGGAAUUGAGAACUAUGCUUCUCGAUUUGAAGAAACAUCUGGUGAGGAGCAGCCUCAGGACAGCCCUGCGCCGCGUGGCCAUCACCGUCGCUCUCAACCCGAGACCUGCAGCCCUGUGGAGUCCUCUGGGAGAUCCAUUCCUUUCCUCAGGUCGCUCCGCAGCCGCAGCAAGUCUGUCGGCUAUAGUGGAGCCACAACCAAACCCAGCAAGCUCCAUGGGCAUCACCCUAUGACCUGGUGCCACCCAUCCCAACAGCAACCUCUGCUGCACAGCUCCAGCAAACGCAUCCGUGCCAGAGCCCGUGAGACGGCAUCACCUUCCAGAAGCAACCAUGACAGAGAUGUACACCCUGGGGGCUUUAUGCCUGUUCCUCAAAGACAUGAACACCAUCAUCACCAUGAGCAUCACCAUCACCACCAUCAUCACCAUCACCACCCCUGCGUAAGAGUUCUGAAAACCUCCUGAAUGUCUGAGUAGCAAACUCUCAUAAUCAGUGUUAUUUUUUCUGUAAAAUUAAAGAUGCAGGUGGUUCAUUGGCCAAACAGACAAAACUUGAACAUUUCUACAAUAAUAGGGACUGAACCACUGUUUUCGAUGAUAUGAGAACCGCACCUGCUCAUAAAAAUUCAGUAGAAAAGAAUCUGCAUUCAUUAUGCUGGUGUGCAGCUCCCUCUUGUGGUUAUGAACGGAAUUUGUAGCUCCUAUUUUGAUUAUAAUGCAUUUGGCAUACUUUCCUUUGUGAUUUGGAAAAUGUGACAUGUUAGUAUAUCCUUAAUGAUUGUAAUAUUUGUGAGGUGCAACACAAUUUUUUCCUCAGGAAUGUGUUUUAUAGACUAUAUGACCACUUUUAUUGUAUGUUAUUACAUAUAUUAUUGUUCUCAUUUAUGUAGUUUUGAUUCAACCUGCUUAUUAUAAUACAUUGGUUGCAAUCAGUGUUUUUUAAAACCAAAGUCUUUACAGCUAUAUUGCAUGUUUAUGUUCUGAAUAGGGUUACUAAUAUUAUAUUAGAAAAUGGCAUGUUUUAUUGUUGACAUCAUGGUUAAAACUAUAAAACACAUAAUGUACCAAACAAAAUAAAAGAUUAAAUUAAAUAAGGGAAACUGCACAUUCACUUUUUAAAAGUAGGGAGUAUCCCUGUAUGGUGAGACACUCAAAAAACAAGCAAGCAAAAAAAUGUCACGUUAAACGGAUGUCUACAAUUAUAAUUACUUAAAUUAGUCUCAUUUAGCAUUGCUCUGCAAAUUUUCAUAGGCGAAAUCCAGUCAUUGUAAUAGAAAUCCACGUGGUUGGUGUGAUCAUAUUAGCGAAAUUUCUAUAGUCCAUUGUCAACAGUGAAAUCACAUUAAAACCAAGCAACUUUCUCUUGGUCAACGUGGCGAAUUUUCAGGGAACUUUUUCACUCUCACGCAAAACUGAUCAUGUGGAUUCCUAUUAAAAUGACUGGAAAUUGCUUGUGAAAUUUCACUGAGCAAUGGUAAAUGUGACCUCAACUAUAAAAGUUUCCCAUGCAGACUUCGCUCGUGUUCUAGUUGGUCAAGCAAAUUCGCUGUGUUGCCCGAAAGAAAGUUGCUUGGUUUUAAAGUCGGCUUGAAAUGGAAGUUGUGAUAGUAUUUUCUUCCCUGUUGUGACCAUAGACUGUAAAAAAGAUGUAUGACGCACCUUCACCAGGGUUGCCAGGUUUUCACAACAAAACCCUCAAAACUAGCCCAAUUGCAUUUCAGGUAAAAAUCACGCUCUGGGGGGUAAAAUCCGCGUUUUUGGAAGGGUUCCCCUCGUAAAAUUUGCAUUCCAGGGGGUAUAUAUCAUAUUAUUUGGGAUCACUUCAACCUGCGGAUAUGAAAAACAACCCACGGAAUCUGUGUUAAAGUAGCCCAAUUCCGUGGGAAAACAACAGACUUGGCAACACUGACCUUCACUCUCUUCCAUUGUAGUAAAUGUGAAGCCGCCAGUGUGUCAAUAUCGCGCUGACAUCUUGAGUUUCGAGUCUGCUUAGUAGUGAACGUGAAAUGGAGCCACGACAUCAAGGCCCCGCCCACAGAAUCGGUUAAUACAGUUUACUGCAGAACAACUCAUUAUGUCGGUGUGAAAUAAACAGUUCUGGAAAUGUAGAAAUUAAAGUUAUAACUCCAGUCUCCUCCUGAAGAUCCAGAAUAAAAGUCUGUUGGUGCUUCAGUGACUCCUUCGCUCAGAGCAGUCGAAUCUCAGCGGUCAAUCAAUCAUGAUGGCAAAACCCGCGUUUUUAUAGCAUCAAAUAACUAACUAAAACAAAACUUAUUAAAAGAACGAACACUUCAGCAUGAUAAAAACUGCCUAAAAUGAUAUAAACCAUCUUUGUAAAAAAAUAUUUGACGUGUAAUUUGAUUGUUUAGUUUGUCUCACAUCUAUACAGUGACUGCUCAUGUCCCAUUACAUUACAUGGAGAGAGCGGGGUGUAUGACCUAUACUGCAUCCAGCCACUUGGGGGCGAUCGAGGCGCUUUGGCUUCACUUUUCAGGACUCGUGUGGCACGCUUGAUUGUGAUGUAUAUAGGCCCUGUCCCAAAUGGCACCCUAAACACUCACGGCCUUCCUACGAGUCCGCACUUUUGUGACGUAACGUCGCUUUGACUGUCCGGAAGAAGUCUGCCGCGGAGCUCGCACCAGCGCAGGCUCAGCAAAAGUGCGCAUCGAAGGGGGCAUAUCGGCCGCAAAGGGGGCGCUCGCGAGCACCCUUCUGAAGCCUAAAAUUGACAAAUGGGACACCCUCUGGUCUCGUGGACUUAACGGACACGUGCACGUGGUAGCCAUUGUCCAGUCCACAAGACCGAAAGUGCAUAGAAGUGUGCCAUUUGGGACAGGUCCAUACAAGUGAUGAAACGGCUUCUGGAACAUGUAGGGCGGGACUUGAUAUUAUCCAUUGGAACUGAUUGGAUGGAUGUGGUUUGCUAUUGGUCGAUCUCAUGUGAGUGACAGGUUGCCCCGCCCUCACGUCAGUCAACGCGACAUCAGAGAAGAGAUGUCAUGGCAAGAGGGAGGGGAG